Molecule: messenger RNA, 1674 nt
Organism: Triticum dicoccoides
Lineage: Eukaryota; Viridiplantae; Streptophyta; Magnoliopsida; Poales; Poaceae
Exons: 13
Coding region: 1-1674 (557 amino acids)
Source: RefSeq, a predicted model, not a curated record
AUGACGAAGACCAAGCGCCGGCUGAUGAGAAGCGAUGAAGGGCAACAACGCCCUCACAAAAGAGCAACUAGGGCAACUUUGGAUCGCUCGAGGCAAUCCAGUCCAGGCGCCUUGGGUGAACUCAGUGAGCAAGUAGUUUCAAGAUUGUGUAGGAGUCUUGUGUUGGUCGCCUCAUUCCAUGGUGAUAACAAGUUAGGGGAAUACACAGGCAUAUGCAUCGAAACCGCACGUCCUGAUGCUACAAGUUUCCUGACAUCAAGACGUUUGAUUCCACUUACUUGGCCUACAGGGAAGAUCACUGAAAAAUUAACGAUUCAAGUACGCCUUCCGAACGGCCGGAUUGUCACUGGCUGGAUAGAGCAUCCUGGGAGAUAUGUUGAUUUUUUCAUCGUCAACGUCAAGGACUUGUCUGGUUCUGAUGCCGUGCCUAUAAGCCUUGAUCGUGACAUGCAGUUUGAGCCUUAUAGGAAGGUAGCAGCUGUAUGGCGCGAUUUCAGUUCAGGAGUUUUAAGGGCCACAAGCGGAGUUGAUCUUGCCUCUCUCAGCGCUCUAACCAGUGAGACAAUGUUAAGCACAUGCCGGAUCGGCAAGGCUGGGAUUGGAGGCCCCCUUGUUGAUUUUGAUGGUAACUUUGUUGGGAUGAACUGCUCUCGAACCAGAAUGAAAAAGACCCCCUACGUGCGAAGGGAGCAAAUCCUUCAAUUCUUGGAGUAUUACAGGAUGGUCAGUGUUAGAGCUAAGGAAGAGAUUGAUGAUGCUGAAGAACCCGGAAUCGAAAGUGAGAUGAAACAACUACUUUGCAGCAUUCCAGGAGGCAAGCGUAAGAUUCAUUUUCUUGAAACAAAUUUCGUCGACGAUAUCUGGAGUAAACUACCCAAAGGCGUUGCUUCAAAAAUGUCUCGAAGGGUUGUCUCACUUGCUUCAUUCAAUGGAGUUGCAAAAUUCUUUGCUUGCACUGGUGUAUUUGUAAAGUGCAAUGCAUGCUCUGCAACAAUUCUGACUUCAGCAAGUUUGGUUAGAGUUUCUGGUGAUGCACACAGGAUUGAUGAUAACCUGAGGAUUGAAGUUUGCCUUCCAAACGAAUUUCGAGUCGUAGGGAUACUGAACCGUUAUAAUUUACACUACAACGUUGCUCUUGUUGACAUCAUGGGGUACUGGGGCCCUCGUGAAAUACAAAUCAGCCGGCGUCAAGUUACCUCAUGUAAUAAGGUAAUAGCUGUGGGUCGUCUUUUUACUUAUCACAAUAUAAUGGCUGCAAAGGGGAAGUUGUUGAUUGGCAAACGAAGCAAACUCGAUUGCAUAGAACUUUGCGUCUCCACCUGUAAAAUCACUAAGGCUGGGAUUGGGGGCCCUCUUAUUGACUCUGGUGGGAAUUUUUUGGGUAUGAACUUUUACCAUGAGGAAGAAACUCCGUUCCUGCCGAGGGAUGCUAUUCACCGCCUAUUGUUCAACUUAAAUAAAGGAUGGACUAGAGCAGGUGAUACUGUUGUUGAGGGUGACGAAAAGAGAUGCCUGUUGCCUGGCCCAUGUUGGUCCCAUGGAGAUGCUGAUACUAUUGCCGAGGGUGGUGUAAACAAGUGGCCGUUGCCUGAGCCAUAUGUGCUCCCUGCUGAUAUACCUGAACCUACUACAUUGGAUUUCUACAAGCUGAUUAGGAUGCACUGUGCUUUUUAG